This is a messenger RNA of Carcharodon carcharias (great white shark), 1852 nucleotides long. RefSeq names its product nei-like DNA glycosylase 1 (gene neil1). The coding region runs from base 193 to 1467 and encodes 424 amino acids. Gene Ontology annotation, molecular function: zinc ion binding; DNA-(apurinic or apyrimidinic site) endonuclease activity; DNA N-glycosylase activity. Gene Ontology annotation, biological process: base-excision repair. NCBI's taxonomy places the organism in Eukaryota, Metazoa, Chordata, Chondrichthyes, Lamniformes, Lamnidae. The record is from RefSeq and is a predicted model, not a curated record. The transcript has 10 exons. Gene Ontology annotation, cellular component: nucleus.
AGGAAGUAUUGCGCUUUAACCUGCUUAGGCAUCCGCCAGCUGUGCUCAGUUCAAUCCACACGCACCCCCCACCCCCCCCCGCCAUCGUUCCUUUACUGCGGCUAUAGGGUCUCUGGCCAGCCCACAGCAGGAGAGAAGCAGUGCAGGUUUAUUCUGUGUUCAGCAGCGUGUCUUUUUGUAUUGAAUUUGAAAAUGCCUGAAGGACCUGAACUCCACUUGGCGAGCAGGUUUGUUAACCGGGCCUGCAGUGGCACUGUGUUUUCAGGGCAAGUGGAAAAAUCUGCAGUGAGCAAAAACUGUGAUGUGCCUUUCAAGUGUGAUGCCUACCUCAUCUCUGCAGUGUCAAGAGGGAAAGAGGUCAAGCUGACUCUUACCCCCAUCAAAGAGGAGGAUGGGAAGGAGGACGUUAAGUCGAACGUGGCGGGGCACGAGAACAAGCUGCCUGCGCCAAUGGACAUCAUCUUCCGCUUUGGAAUGUCUGGGUCCUUCAAGCUGACAACUGAGGAAGAGAUCCCAAAGCACGCCCAUCUCAAAUUCUUCACCAAAGAGGAGCCGACGCAGGUGUUGUGCUUCGUUGACCCGAGGAGAUUUGGGAGUUGGGAGGUCAAUGGGACCUGGCAGUUGGACAGAGGGCCUUGUGUGCUGCUUGAAUACGAGAAGUUCAGGUCAAAUGUGCUGUCAAACCUAUCCGAUAAAGCCUUUGACAAGCCAAUCUGCGAGGUGCUAUUGAAUCAAAAAUACUUCAGUGGCAUUGGGAAUUACCUCCGAGCAGAGAUUCUAUUCAGGCUGAAAGUUCCUCCUUUUGAAAAGGCGAGGACUGUGUUGGAACCUUUACUGCACAAAGAAACGACUGCUGAGUUGACUCUGAGUAAGAAGGUGAAGAUGAAGCUGGAGAAUCCUGACCUUCUUGAACUUUGUCACCUGCUUCCCAUGGAAGUCAUUAAUUUGGGUGGCAAGGGUUACGACCCAGAGCAUUCGGACGAUUCUUCUGCUUUUCAAGAGUGGCUCCGCUGCUAUUACGUUGACGGGAUGCAGUUGCUACGUGACAGUAAUGGAAGAACCAUCUGGUUCCAGGGCAGCCCAGGACCAAUGGCACCGAGAGGAUCCAAAGCUCCCAAACCCAAGUCGCGGAGAAGAAAAGCAGCAGAUGAGAAUGGAAAAGAGGCUUCAACACCCAAGGAUUCUGAAUCCAGGAAAGGGAAGGCGACAUUGGAGCAGCAGAAGGCCCCAAAGACCCCAAGGGAUCGUUCCCAGAAGCAGCCCCGGAGCGCCAAGGCAGAGGCAAAGCAGGAUGCGGAGGUGUCGCAGACAGGCGAGGGGACGAGGAGGACCGCCAGCCGCAGUCGGAAGAAAAGGGCAGCAGGACCACCGCCCCUUGCAGCAGCUCCACAAGAAUCCGAAAUCACAAACAAGCGACCCAGAAAAUCCAGGACUAAAUCGAGAAAGGGGCAUCAAGCGUCGCUCUAAGGAACAAAUCAUCGAGAAUCUUUGGAUUAAAGUGGUUUUAUUACGCUACAGGCAUAAAAGGAUUGGAUAGAGAGGAGCAGAGUGAGCGGACAAUGUCCACAGGCAUUUGGCUUUUGGGCCCAAUCCCCAGGAGGUUGCAGUGUUUAGAACUCAUCGGGCAGAAUUUUACGACAGGGGGAUUUUACGUUCCCGCUGAAGCCAAUGGGGUUUAGAAUGUCUCGCCACAUUUUACAGCCCCCUCCCCUCCGAAACGGGGCUGUAAAACUCUGCCCAAUGUUCCUGCAGCAUCCUGUCUCUUCUGCCUUGGAACACACAAAUUAAGAUAAACCUCAUUAAGUAAAUUGUAUUUUUAAAUGUAGGCCCAGUUUUUUUUUACCUGAAAUAA